AUUUCAACAAUGGGUGUGAAAGGUUUACAAGGAUUUGUAGGAAAUGCCUGUCCCAGUGUAUGUACAGUAGUAAAUUUGAAAGAAAUGGCAGAAAAAUAUCAGAUUCACCAUCCUGGAUGCACUCCUGUAAUUGUUGUUGAUGCCAUGUGCUGUCUUAAACAUUGGUAUACACCCAAAUCUUGGGUUUGUGGUGGCCAGUGGCAGGAAUACCUUGCUAUCUUACAAGAUUUCAUUAAAGCUUUUAAUACAGCAGGCAUCAAGUUGGUAUUCUUCUUCGAUGGUGUAGUAGAACAGAAUAAGAGGCAUGAAUGGGUGAAACGGAGACUCAGGAACAACAAGGAGAUAUCUAGAAUCUUUCAGUUCAUCAAGACCCAUAGGCAACAACCAAGCAGGGAUAUGUUCUUCAUUCCCUCAGGGCUGGCUACAUUUACUCAUUUUGCUCUAAAAUCUCUGGGUCAGGAAACUGUGUGUUCAUUACGAGAGGCGGACUAUGAAGUAGCUUCUUAUGGGCUUCAAAAUAACUGCCUGGGAAUUCUUGGAGAAGAUACCGACUAUCUCAUCUAUAAUACAUGUCCUUACUUUUCUAUUAAUAAGCUCUGCCUUGACAGGCUUGUUACUGUUAUGUUCUCAAGAGAGAACCUUUGCCAUAGCCUGGGCCUUAGUAUAACAGAUCUUCCUCUCUUGGCCUGCAUACUGGGCAAUGAUACGGUUCCAGAAGGCAUGUUGGAAAAUUUUCGACAAAAAUGCCUGUCUGGUUAUCCCUUUGCUAAACAGAACAAUGACAAAAGGACUAACACAAUCCUAGCUGUGGCAGACUACAUAUCUAGAGUUCUCCACUCACAGCAAGGGAUGAAAGACCUAGAAGAAAUGUUACCUUUGGGAAGAAACAAAACUCUGUUUUGUAGGGGCAUAUUGUCCUAUCUCCUGCCUGGGCAACAGUCUCCCUGGCUUCUUGAAAUAUCCAGCUUGGAAACAUCAGACAAGCAAGAAGUAACCAUGUGUUCAGACCCAGAGAUCUUACAGGUAGCUAAGGAACAACAUGUCCGAGCUGAAAGCUACCUGGUCUACAAUAUCCUAAGCAGUGGAGAGAUUGAAUGUAGCAACACACUGGAAGAUGAAUUUGACACAGAACUCCCUGGACAGGCACUUAUUUACCGUCCUGCUCGGCAACGUAUUUACUCACUCUUGUUGGGAGACAAUAAAGAUGCUUGCAGUUCCCACCCCAUAAUAAAAGAAUGGUUUGUGUACUUUGGGAAUCAGCUGAGGCAUCCAGAACUGGUACAGCCUAUCAAACUGGACAUCCCAGGUGGAACACCUAGUUUGAGAACACUGUGGCUGAGCCAAGAGGCAGGGGUACAAUCCCAGCGUUAUGACACCUUUCUGGCCUGCUUUCACCUUCGGAUUGAAAGAGAAGAACUUCAGACUCUAGACAACUCACUUGCAGCCCUGUGCUGUCUCUUGAUCUACCUUCUUGGGCAGGUGGAUGCUUUCUCCCUGGAGGAUAUAAAUGCUUUUAUUGCUCAGACUUUGUGCCUCCAAGGAAAAUCAGCUUCUCAACUCUCAGACUUACAGCUCACCCAUGUUGACUCCAGAGCUGUACAACUUGGUUCUCUCUUCAUCCGAGGCCUUACCACUUUGAUUCUGGCCAACAUUGCUUGUGGGUUUCCAUUUAGAAUGGAUGAUUUAAUGGCUUGGAAGAUGUUUGAUGGAAAACUUUUUCAACAGAAGUACCAGCAGUCACACAGAGGCUGUUCUAUGGAGGAACUUCUAGAAGGCAAUAAAUGUUGGCUGACUGAGUUCCAGAACUUAAAAUCGCUCAUUUGUAAGGCCUGCAUGAAGAACAGCCGAGCUCUUCAAAGCAGACAGCGAGGGAAUGAAUUCAUCAGAGGGUCAGAAAACAGAAGAUGGGGCUCCAGUUUUCAGAGAUCCUAUCAGUCUCAUUUUCCUCCUUCAUACCAUAAUCCCAACCAAGGACACCACUGGAGAGGCUUUGGGCCUGGUUCAUCGAGAUUUGAAACUGGCCCCUCAGGUUGGAACUCUUUCACCAGAAUUCUCUUCCAAAUACUCCCUCUCGAGAAAGCAAAAGGUAGAGGAUAUAGGUCAGAAGAACAAAACCAGAAGAAAAGAAGAUUCCAACACACUCCCAGGUGGCCCAGAUGACACCAUAAUGCUGGGAUGGAGCAGAAACCUUUUACAGAUGAAAACAUUCUUCAACUUGGAAACUGAGCAAAGAAAAAUAAACCUGUGUAAUUUUAC
Gracilinanus agilis (Agile Gracile Mouse Opossum) is the source of this 2256-nucleotide messenger RNA. It is a transcript of the gene FAM120B, whose product is annotated as family with sequence similarity 120B. NCBI's taxonomy places the organism in Eukaryota, Metazoa, Chordata, Mammalia, Didelphimorphia, Didelphidae. The record is from RefSeq and is a predicted model, not a curated record. Gene Ontology annotation, cellular component: nucleus. The transcript is spliced from 11 exons. The coding region runs from base 10 to 2160 and encodes 716 amino acids.